Messenger RNA from Leptinotarsa decemlineata (Colorado potato beetle), 1984 nucleotides. RefSeq names its product putative inorganic phosphate cotransporter. The record is from RefSeq and is a predicted model, not a curated record. Gene Ontology annotation, cellular component: membrane. NCBI's taxonomy places the organism in Eukaryota, Metazoa, Arthropoda, Insecta, Coleoptera, Chrysomelidae. Gene Ontology annotation, molecular function: transmembrane transporter activity. Gene Ontology annotation, biological process: monoatomic anion transport; transmembrane transport.
ACAACAAUAGUAACUGUGCAGGAUUUUGCACAUUGAUCAGUCCUCAUGUAUUGAAGUUGGCAAUUAGAACCUGAUGGGUGUUAUGAUUGAUAGUUGAUGUAAAGCAUUCCUUUCAAAUAUGGAAAAAACUGAUAAUGGUCAAAAACUGGGGUAUCGGCAUGUACAAGUUGGAUUGCUGCUUCUCAUGCUUGCGAUUGGAAUAGGGAUGAGAGUACACCUAUCAGUGGCGAUAGUAGCAAUGGUUGAUAAUACAACAAGCUCGAAUCCUGAUGUACCGACUUACAAAUGGUCCAAUAAAAAUCUGAUUCUCUCAUCAUUUUAUUGGGGAUACGUUUGUCUUCAAGUAGUGGUAGCAGAUUUGGGUAGGAAGUAUGGUCCUAAAAGAUUCUUACUAGGAGCUAUGUCCAUAAACUCGACAGCGAUGUGCCUCAUUCCAGUAAUUGCCUCCAAAUUUGGAUCAAGUGGAGUCAUAGUUUGUAGAGUAGUUAUGGGAUUAGCCCAAGGAUGCUUCUAUUGUAACAUUCACAAUACUCUCACCAAAUGGAUUCCUGUUUCUGAGAGGACUCGACUGACUUCCUUGGCAUUAUCAGGUGCCGCUUUGGGAACCAUCUUCACCAUGCCAAUAGUUGGAUAUAUUUCAUCAUCUUCUCUAGGUUGGCCAUUUGCGAAUUAUUUAUAUGGAGGUUUUGGAUUCACAUGGGUCGUUAUUUAUUUCGUUUUCGGUACCAGUACACCUAGAGAACACCGAAGUAUAUCAGAGGCAGAGCUAAAUUUCAUCGAGAGCUUCAAGGAACCGAUUGGAAAGAAGCCUCCUACUCCUUGGAAAUCAAUUGUAACGUCCGUACCAAUAUGGGCAGUUUUAUGUUCGCAAGUAGGUACUGUAUGGGGAUACAAUACUUUGCUCUCAGAAAUACCAACUUACAUGAAUAAAAUUAUUGGAUUUAACAUGAAACAGAAUGGGCUCCUAUCGGCAAUUCCUUACUUGACCAAUUUCAUAAUGACCUACGUUUUUUCCUAUUUAUCAGAUUAUUUGAUAAAUAACAACAUCAUUUCCACAACUUGGUGUAGAAAGUGUGCAUCCACAAUAGCGACUCUAAUCCCAGCAGCAUCAUUUCUCAUACUUGGCUUCCUAUCGAAAAGUGGUCCAACUGUAUCAGUUUUGCUGUUAGUAACAGCUGUAGGAGCUCAAUCAGCAGCCACUAGCGGAUAUAUGGUGAAUCACUUGGACUUGUCUCCAAACUUUGCUGGAAUUAUAAUGGCAAUGUGCAACAGUUCCUCGAAUUUCAUAUCGAUAUUUGCACCGAUAUUGGUGCAGAUAGUAGUUGAUGAUGAGAGUGACAUUUCUGAAUGGAGGAUCAUUUUUACGGUCGCAGCAGUGAUGUUAUUGAUUCCAAACAUAUUCUACUUAUUCUAUGGAUCUGCAGAAAUUCAGCCUUGGGAUUCUGUAUCCAGUGAAGAGAAGAAAGCAAUACAAGAGAGAAAUAAGAAAAUGUCGGUUAUUUCGAUAAUGUCACUGUGAAAUACGGGAAACCAUUCCUAUGUUAUUUUGUAUAUAGUGAUAACCGAUCUUCAUUUGUAAUAUAGAGAGACAAUUUUUAGUAAAUUAUGCACAGUAUUAAUAGUAUGAGGUGAAAAUAACGAAAAAGCUCUAUACAAAAAUAUAUAGAUAUAGAUCAAGUAUGAAAGUUUUUUUUUAUAAAAAUUGGAAAAAAUCUAUAAGAAUGACUUACAUGCAAAUCACCUUCAAACUAAUGUAGAACUGAUACUUCUACGUUUGUUUGUUUGAAGGUGGUUCACAAUGCUUCAUGAUGAAUUUCAUUAGUUCAAACUUCCAUUGUAUAGUAUGAUAUAAUAUGAUUUGGAAUCCCUGAAAGAACAAUUUUUUCCUCACCUUUCUUGCUGAUUAUAACACCCAAGAGAUUUGUAUUUUAUAUGACAGAAUUAUGAAUUAUUUUUAAUAAAGACAACUACUCCGUAGAUCUUA